Molecule: messenger RNA, 1146 nt
Organism: Anthostomella pinea
Lineage: Eukaryota; Fungi; Ascomycota; Sordariomycetes; Xylariales; Xylariaceae
Source: the annotation of a GenBank genome assembly
AUGUCCUCAGUUGCUUCGCACAUGACGUCCGCUUCACCAACCGUGAACGGGGCCUCGAACCACGCUUUCAAGAAGACAUAUAACCUCCUGGCUAUGUCGUGGCGGCCAAUAUGUACGGUAGUCUCCAUGCUUGGUACCGAUGCAUUGUCCUCAAAACGUCCACGGGACUCGGUCGAGUCGCUUCGAGAGUGCUUUCGCCAAAUUUCGCAGACACCUUGGCUUUCAUCUAGCCGCACGGCCGUUGUGUUUGCAUCAUGGCUCAUGAUAGAGAUACUCAACGAACCACAACCACAGCCAGCGCGUUCACAACCACAAGAUCAACAAGAGUCGCCCCAGCAAGAGUCGCUUUCGCUUUCGUCGCGCCAGCAAGAACAACUCCCAAAUCGAAGGGGAGUAGACGCGACCGCAGCUCCCAUGCACCAUAGCAUGCCUGCGAAUCGUGUGCGACGGGCGAUAAUAGGGCGAAGCAUACUUGAAAAGGCCAUCGCAGCGACAAUACGCAACUUCCGGGACCACCACGGAGCCCGUGACGAGGAUACCAUGUCAGCAUUCACUGCCCAACUCGACAUAGCGAUGGCGACAUAUUCACCUAUAGGAGUCGCUCUCGAGAGAGGCAGCGAUGGCGUCAAUGACAACACGGAUAACAACGACAACACGGCCGCCGACGACACAGCCGCCGAUAACACCGCCGAUGUUGAUGACAACGAUACCGACGACGAUAUGCGCGUGCGUCUCGAGUGGUACGCCAACAACAUGAAGCCAAUUGAGUACCCGACAGGUGCCUGGCCACCACUUACAGCGGCCCUAUACGACACCUAUCAGAAACUGCAGUCCGCAGGCUACUUUGAAUGCGAAGGUUGGGAGGCUCUUGGCGACCACCGCGGGGUGCAGGGAUUUCCCUCGUUUGGCGACCUUGUAUACACCACGUACACGAGCCAAUACACCGCGGCCAACAUCAACCCACGAGCGAUCCAGUUCGCGCACGAUGCGUUCUUCGCCGUCCACCCCAGGAAGCAGGGCCAGGCGGCAGCCCUCUCAGGCUACCUGGGAAUCCCCAUGCCCGCGAUCAUGAUGAUGCCGAAGCGGCCGGAGUCAGUCGGAACGCAGUAUACUGCGUUGACCGUGCGGGAGUUUCAGUUCGCGUAG